Schistocerca gregaria is the source of this 456-nucleotide messenger RNA. RefSeq names its product 40S ribosomal protein S21 (gene RpS21). Gene Ontology annotation, molecular function: structural constituent of ribosome. The coding region runs from base 149 to 400 and encodes 83 amino acids. Gene Ontology annotation, cellular component: cytosolic small ribosomal subunit; ribosome. The transcript has 4 exons. The record is from RefSeq and is a predicted model, not a curated record. Gene Ontology annotation, biological process: translation; endonucleolytic cleavage in ITS1 to separate SSU-rRNA from 5.8S rRNA and LSU-rRNA from tricistronic rRNA transcript (SSU-rRNA, 5.8S rRNA, LSU-rRNA); endonucleolytic cleavage to generate mature 3'-end of SSU-rRNA from (SSU-rRNA, 5.8S rRNA, LSU-rRNA). NCBI's taxonomy places the organism in Eukaryota, Metazoa, Arthropoda, Insecta, Orthoptera, Acrididae.
UGGCUGUUGGUUUGUGGAAGGUAUGUGUUGUAUGAUUAGUUUCGUUUGCAAUUGUGGUGAUUUGUUGGUGGCUUUUGGCAUUUAAUUUGAAAAAUAGUGAUACGCAAAGUUCUUUUCAGAUAUAUAACUGAUUCAACUAACCGUAGUUAUGGAAAACGACGCAGGAGAGUUUGUCGACUUGUAUCGCCCUCGCAAAUGUUCUGCCAGCAACCGCAUCAUUCACGCAAAGGAUCAUGCGUCUAUACAGAUUAAUAUUGCUGAUGUAGAUCCAGCUACAGGACGUAUGACGGACACUUCAAAAAUGUACGCAAUAUGUGGCGCCAUACGGAGAAUGGGGGAGUCUGAUGAUUGUAUAGCAAGGCUUGCAAAAAAGGAUGGCAUUCUCGCAAAGAACUUUUGAUGCCUGACGUUGGUGUCUACAAAUUUGUACUAAAAUAAAAACUUUAUCCUAAAUAA